This is a messenger RNA of Podarcis lilfordi (Lilford's wall lizard), 19328 nucleotides long. The record is from the annotation of a GenBank genome assembly. NCBI's taxonomy places the organism in Eukaryota, Metazoa, Chordata, Lepidosauria, Squamata, Lacertidae.
CUCCCACCUAGAAACCUACGUCCCCACCAUGGAAAGACGUGUGGAUCCAGAAUUGUCCUCCACAGCCACUUACGGACUCACUUUUAAAAGUGUUCAUGGAAGACAAUCUUACUUGACUAGAGCAAUCGCCAAAGAAGACUUUAGUUCCUGAAUCUCCUACACAUAUUGAUAGUUUGCUCAGCUUAACAGAUACUUUGCCAGACUGUAUUUGCAGGGAGGUGUAAGCCCCUACAGCCCAAGGACAAUUGGAAAGCUUUUCCCAUUUUCCUUCCUCCUUGCAGAGAAAUAUUUGAGGUCUAUUUAGGAAGAGUCAAAAUGGCUUCAGGAUUGCUCUCCUGUACUAUUUUCAGACCAUGUGGUUUAUAUACUUAUGUGCCUGCCUUGUACAUUCAUGAAGAUUUAUUCUAUAUCUGAGACCUCAGAAUUCUGUUUAACACUAGUAAGUCCGUUUCCCAUACAAUUUGACACCAACGGUCCAUGUUUACACCUGACAGGUGUCUCCAAUGUCUAUAUGAGGCUAUAAGGCUCCUGAAGAGUCAGGUGGGUUAUAAUAAUUGCUCUGUAUAAUGUUAAUGGAGUCAUGAUUAUCUUGGAAAGCGGCGCCAGUUCUGGGGGUGACUUCUAAUACCUAAAACUUUCAGAAGGAAAAGGGAGAAGAGCCUCAAGCGUGAGCAACAACUCGAAACAAACGAACGUGAGUUUCGGGCAGCGGCGGCGGCACCACGAGGCGCUGAGGCCGCUCCCCGCCGGCCUCCCCUCACAACAAUAAUAUCCGGCCCAGCCAGCAGCCGAGCUCGCUUCCAUUGGCUCCCCCGGAGAGGGCCGGAAACAACCCGGUCAGGACUGGGCCGCGGCGGCGGCGGCGGCGCCUCUCCUGAGGAAGGCGGCGGAGGCUUUGUUUGCGACGACGGCGAGAGGCCGCCCGACAGCCAGCAUGGGCGAGCAGCUGCAGGGCGCCGCGAGGCGGGACAGCCCCGGCUGGGGGAGCAACGGUGGGUCGAGGGCGGGACGGGGACGGCGGUGCCGGCCUCUUGGGUGUCUUACUUGGGAGAAAGUUCCGUUGAACAGCGCGGGUUUGUUUUGGUUUUUUACUCCCGCGUAAAACAAGUGAGCAACGGCGGCGACGGGUGUGGGCACUUUGGGGAUGCGAGAGAGGUGGCAGGGAAGAGAUGGGGGCUGCUCCUCGUUUGCUCCGGCUUCUUCUCAAGUGAGCCGAGUCCCCGUAGCUCACUUUUUGCAGGUUGCAACUCGUAAAGUUUGCUUUCUUGGGGAGUAAAUAAAUCCCACGGGGUUCCCCUGUUGAUCAUGCUCAGGAUAGGCCCUUUUUAAUUUUCAUGAAUGGGCCGGAGUUAGCCGUGGGUUGCAGCCAAUGCUAGCCUUUGCUCAAAAGGUUAAAAUAAAUAUGCACGACUAAUUUCGGCCCUUUAAUUUUCAACGGGUCGCCGCUGAGUUGAGUUCCGAGUGUGAUGCAGCCCGGUGAGGUCACCUGGGCGUUGCUUCUGAGUAAACCUGCUCCGGGAUCACGUUGCGACUCUGCGGGAAGCUUUUUUUAAAAAAAUGCUUCCGGUUAGAGCGAAUUUGUGCUUUUAAAGGGGGUUCAAAAUCAACAAAAUGUUGGGUGUCUGUGGGUUUUGUCCUUCACGUCAUCGUGGAGAGGCCUGAGUGGGUACCGUCUAAAAACUAACUAGAGAAACAUUGGUUUAUUUGUCACUGUGUAAAAGCUCUGUUGGCUAGAAGUGCCACUUCAGAUUUGUGAAAUGGUUUAAUUUAAUAAUGUGAUCAUUUUAAGCCGCCUCCUUUGGGGCCCAUACCUAAGGCUUAGAGAGAGCUCAUAAUAAUAAACAUAACCAAUGCCCUUUUAAAAUGUGCUGGGGAAGGGGGAUUCUUGGGUUGGUCUUUUUAUUAUGUAUUUUGUGUUUUUAUCUUGUAAACCACCCUGAGUCCUGUAGGUAUAGGGUGGUAUACAAAUUUAAUGAUUAAUAAUAACAAUAAGAUAUGGUAUUGAUAGCAUUAAUAGGAGUGAUAUUAAUGUUAAUUUAAUGGAUGACUCCCGCUCGCUGCUUUGGCUUCCUCUUUAGCCCCGUGCAGCCUCUCCCUGCCGGAGGGGUUGCACGCGGCUAUGGCACAAGCCAAGGCAGUGAGCAGGAUGGAUCCCGCUCGCUGCUUUGGCUGUGGCACAAGCCUCCAUUCGCUCCAUAGGACGCACACACAUUUCCCCUCAAUUUUUGGAGGGGAAAAACUGCGUCCAAUAGAGCGAAAAAUACGGUAUAUUGUACAUGGGAACAUGGCACACUUCAUUCCCAACACCACCCCUCCCUCCAUGGUGGAUCAUCUAGUGAAGUGCAGCCCCCUGCAAUUCAGGCAUAUGCAGCUGUCCAGCCGUCCACACCUGAAACCUUGGCAUCAGCACCAUGCUUUAACCAACUAAGCUUGGGAGCUACCGGUAAUUUGUUAACCUUUCCCCCCUUUUCUUUUUGCAGAGGUUUUCCUUCUUGACUCACAGUAUGUAGCACCAACUGUUGCCUUUCUGCAAGAACUACCCAGUUACCAGUCUAUGUUGAGGAGGAGAACUUCAGUGGGAGGAUUGCGGGACUACCGCAGUUUAGCACGGACAGCUUCUGGCGAGACCAGCAGUCUCCUAGAAAGGGUUGGACCAGGAAGCCCAGGCUCUGCACAGCCGCUGAGAGAAUAUGCCUUAACUAUUGCAGAGAAGAGAAGAUUAAGGUUAGAGAGAGAAACUCUUUGAGCUGUAUAGUAUUUGUGGUAGUGGGAUCCAUUUCUGGGUAAAAAUUGCUUCUGGGAAAUGGAUUUUAUUAAUUUCUAAAAUUGUUUUUAAAUGGCAGUAAGUCAUUUUGCCUCCACCAUGCUCCUAAGCAUUAGUCCAUGUUCAAGGAAGUUAGGUUAAGAUGACGUAAGUAAAAGAAUCCAAAUCUUUGUGUUAAGAUGAAAAAUUAAUUCCAAAAGUAUAACCCUCCCCCUUCAGUUUAUGAUAUAGGCAAUGGCCAUUCGCAGUUCUCACUCAUGGUCCAACAGGCAUGGAAAUUGUAAGCUAAGGGAUUUUUAACUUUAUAUGUUAUAUUGUAAACUGCUUUGGGAUGCAUCAUGUGCAGUUGUUAUUAUUAUUAUUAUUAUUUUAAUAAUCCUGCAUUUUCACCAGUUCUAAAAUGAAACCCCCAAUGUCAUAUUAUUUCGUUUUACCUUACUAGGGAAAUUCAGGUGGCUAACAUAAGAUACCUGUCAGGUUGGCAUCAGUGGAGGCAGAUAAGUAGCAAAUCAUGGAAAAAAAUUGUAGAGGAUACCAGAGAACUGUCAUCUUACUUUGAACUUUGGGGACAUGACAUCCGCAGUAUUGAGGGUAUGUUCUUUAUUCAUUUGUAUGCUGCUUGAUUUUGCUCCUUAUUUUCAUUGUCUUUUUCACAUCUUUUAUUCAGUUAUUCAGUGGAUUUAUAAACUGGUUGACUGAGAAGCUCUCCACAAAGAAAUUGCACAAAUAAAAUUGUAAAUAAGACACAGCUAAAAUCCACAAACAAAUUAAACAUAAAAAUACAAAAAACCCUCUAGGUUAGAUUACUGCAAUGUGUUAUUUACUGAGGCUGCCUUUGAAGACAGUGCAGAAACAGCAGCUUCUGCAUAACAUACAACACACAUACAACACACGUUUCUCUCCCGAUUCCUUCCCUUUUCAGCUCUCUGCCAUUACAGUAACUAACUUGGCUUAAAACAGUAACACCAAAAGUACAAUGCAUUUAAAUAAGCCAGUUUUAAAAAGAAUGCACUAAACGUUCACAGACAGACAAAUCUGUCACAAGUCACCCACCCCACAACUGCAGGAUGAGGCAACUGUUCAGAUCUUCAGGUGAUGAGCUGAGCCUUGAAAAGAAGAUGUGAGAGUAAAUGUCAUUGCUUCAACUUCCUCCUUUAUCUCUGUGUACUUUCGAAGUGGUGGGUGGAGGGAAGAUAACCAGCCACCCUCAGAAUCUCAUGAUGGAGGGAACAGUGAGGGGGGCAAAUGCUUGGGGAAAACAAAAGUGUCUUUGCCUGGCAAAGGAAAGAUUCCAGUGAUGGAGACAGACAUGGCAACUUUGGAAGAGUGUUCCACAGCUGAGUGGGCUACCACUGAAGAGGUUUAGCAUGUUGUCCAAACCUGGGAUUGUGCUUAAAGUUUCUCCUGAUUGACCAUGAUCUGUCACCAAAGUUUGUCGUUAAGGAGCAAAGAUCUUGACCACAAUUCCAGGUUUGGACAAUAUCAUAAGCCAAACCUUAGGUGCUGUGCUGAGCUAAAAAGCCUGUGAAGGAACCAAGUGGUUAUAAUCUGCUCCUUGGGAGGCAGUACAUUCACACUAAGCCAUGUACAAUGGCUUGGCUUGGUUUGGCUUAGUAUUAUGUGCAAACUGAGGCCAUUCAAAGGGCCCACCUUUCUUCCACUAUGGAACUUGAGGCAGGGUACUUGGGGGUCUUCCGACCAGGCCCAGACCUUUUCCUUCAGCAAGGUGGCUGCAUCAUGUGCAUCCACUGUUUUACAUUAACAGUAAAUGUGUUCAUUCAUAAAUUAAAUCUUUCUUUUCAUAGGGAAGUUUGGCACUGGGAUCCAGUCUUACUUUUCCUUUCUACGAUUCCUCGUGAUCCUGAACGUUGUGAUCUUUCUCCUUGUGUUCACCUUUAUCACCCUUCCUAGUGCCUUUUACAAACAUGGAACGGUCAAUGGCAGCUACGUUCAACUUCCCCUGAAGAGCAUAGGUAAUACACUCUUCCUACUAACCUGUUUUCUGUUCGCAAGUACAGACAUAGCAGACGAGCAUUUGGCUGUUUUCACUCCUCCUGUUCCAUUUAUUUUCUUUUGAUCUCUUAUCUACAGAGCACCACUGCACAGUUUAUGUUGUCAGUGGUACCAAGGGACUUAUUUACUUCUACAGUUACGUUAUAGAUCUGCUGACUGGCACAGUAAGUAUUUGGACAUAUAUUGCUAAAUCCAAAGAAGCAGAUUAAAAAAACAAAACAAACGGGGAGGGUUUCAUUUGGCGGUAGAAAGCCCCCUCCCUCCACCUUCUGGGCAAAAUGGUGAGGCUGCAUUGGGCAGGGUAAAUCUCUAAAGUUAAGUUCUUCAGAGUAGAGACUCUCAGGUUGUGUACACGCUGUGCAGUUAAAGUCAAUUCACCCCCUCAAUGAAUCCUGGGAACUGUAAUUUUGUUAAGGGUGCUGGGAAUUUUAGCUCGGCAAGGUGUAAACUGCCAUUCUCAGGAUUCUUUGGGGGGUUGGGGGGGAAAUGUGCUUUAAAUGUAUGGUGUGUAUGUAGCUUUACAAUGUCAUGCAAGCACUGGCCCAUUGCUUCCUGUUAAACCAGCUUUGAUCCGUCGCCUUAUAUUUUGGCUUCCUUAGAACACAUUAAACAUAGUUCCCUUUGACAGGUAAAGAUUUAUCCCAUUCAGUGCAGCCUUGCCGCUUGCUUGCUCACUCGUGCAGAGCCACUGCUUGCAGGUGCCUGAAGCCUGUGCAUGUAUUGGUUUAUUAAGUAGAUACUUGUUUUUCCGAAUGCGUCCAUAAUGUGCAUGUGACAUACAUUACUGAAUGCAGAACUUUGCAUCCUGAGAACCCCUGCUUUAAUUUUAAGUUUCUUGUCCUUCUAGCUGUAGCACUGUAAAACUGGUGUACAGUGGUACCUCUGGUUACGUACUUAAUUCGUUCCGGAGGUCUGUUCUUAACCUGAAACUGUUCUUAACCUGAAGCACCACUUUAGCUAACGGGGCCUCCUGCUGCUGCCGUGCCGCAACUGCGUGAUUUCUGUUCUCAUCCUGAAGCAAAGUUCUUAACCCGAGGUACUAAUUCUGGGUUAGCGGAGGCUGUAACCUGAAGCAUAUGUAACCUGAAGCGUCUGUAACCUGAGGUACCACUGUAUUUAAUUUUUACAUUAAAAAAAAUUACUUCAAUGGAAGAGUUUUCCUCCAAAGACCUUAGGGCAGUGUAUAUGGUUCCUGCCUCUCUUCCCUUUAUAGACAGCUGUACUACGUAGGAUGGCAUCCAAUGAAGUAGUUUCCUUAAUGCAAGGACCUCGGACUGUGCAAUGGAACUUCUCCCUCCCUCUACUUGGCCUCCCCCCCCCCCCCGUGUUCCUCUUAAAUCUGUGCUGGGGAUCUCCCCAGCCCUCCAAGGAGGGCAUAUGGGGAGUUUGAGGAGAGGAAGGGGAAGUUCUGUUGUUCAAAUGGAAAUGCUUGUGCCAAUUGAGCUACUUCAUUGGAUACCACCCUUUGGGGCUCUUCCAGUUUAUCUUGAUUUACACAGUUGAAGGCUUUUCCUUAUAGGUAAAGAGCUUUAUUGGGGGUGCAACACCAUUUGUUGUCAAAUAGUUGCUUUUGGCACUUGGCAAAGACUCCAGAGCAUGUCUGUAAACCGUUGUGUGCUUCUAUGUAGUAACUUUCUUCUGUGCUAAAUUCUUGCAGGGCUUUCUGGAAAUGACUAGUCUCUUUUAUGGCUAUUACACAGUAGAUACCAUCUAUUUUGGCUUCCUGAAAUACCAUGUGCCGCUUGCCUAUUUGCUGACCACGCUGGGUUACCUUUCAUUAAGCUUUCUCUGGAUCGUGAAAAGGUAAAGUUAGCUUGAAGUGUGCGCUGUGAUGGCCCAUUUGGGUCUUUUCCCUGCAUUUCUCUUAUUUUUUCAUGAUCUUUUCUCCUGUCACUAUGGUUAAUGUUCAACAUACUUUAGUUAUCCUUUAUUUAGUUAUCCUUUAUUUAUGCCGCAGGCACAAUUCCUUUAAAAAAAAAAACCUUAGAGAGAUUUGAGGAGGUCCUUGCUCUGCCAGUCUGGUCAGGAAGGUGGGCAGCCAUUCCCUCUGGAGAAGCAGCAGUGCUAAAGGCCCCAGGAGGAAGUGCCAUCUGAUAGGUCAGGAAUUCCCUUCACUCCCACCCCAGAGACUCUCUUGCUUGAUAAACUGGGCUGAAAAUGAUGCGGGUAAUAAAACAGGCAAGGAGCUUCCCUGUGUUGUCUAGUAGUGCCUUUUGUAGGUUUGCAAAGGUCUCUUCUGCUUGAGUUCAACGGGACUUGCUUCCUAGUGAGAAUCUGUAGAGUUGCACUCAGGGUCAGCCCACCCUUGAGACAAAAUGAGGUGACUGCCUCAGGGAUCAGGAUCCACAGGGGCAGCUCCUGAUGUGGAUCUUCACUCACCCCCUUCUCUCGUGGUGAAGGGGGGAAACAUUUUGUGGGUACUCUCAGGGGCUGGCCCUGAUUGCAAUCAUGGCUUACUUCAUGGCAAGUAAGAGCUUUGCCUCGUAAUCAGUAAAUCCUUUUGUAGAAACUGGUGCUGGAUUGUAUCACUAGAGACUGCUGGGGGGUGGGUACCAAAUAUUUCAGUGCUCCCCAGCUUAAAAAAAACCUGCAUACCUGCUUUCUCCCUGACAUUCUCAAGAUGCACAUCUUUACACUUGGUGUAUAUUUGGACCCACCCUAUUCUUCCUAUCGUAAUUCAUUAAAACUGUUUUCAGUGUUGUAUUUUUAAUUGUUGUGACCCACCCUGGAACCUUGGGGUGAAGGGUGGGGAAUAUGUCAAAUUGAUAAUAAUUCUAGGGAGUGUUUAUAGAUAGGUAGAUAGACAUUUAGAAAUAUUUUGUUUUCAGCUGAAGCUAUACAGUAGAGCAACAGGAAAACCAUGAAAUGCUUUUUGUCUGUUUCAUCCCCUAAUGGUGUAAUCCUAUGCAGAGUUACUUUGGAGGAAAUUCAAAUGAAUUAAGCAGCACUUAAUUCUGAGUGUCCAUGGGUAGGAUCUGGCUGUGAAUGAGUAUACUCUUCCAUGUACUUGUACAAAUGGGAAAAUCUUUAAGUUGCUAAUCAAGCAUUUCAUUUUUGGGGGAUGCUUUUUCCAGAUCUGUCGAUGGAUUCAAACAAAGCUUGGUACGCAACGACGAUCAGUUUCAGAGUUACUGCAACAAAAUAUUUGCUGGCUGGGAUUUCUGUAUUACGGAUGUAAAUGCUGCACGGCUCAAGCAUAGCAGCUUGCACUAUGAGCUUAAAGUGAGUGUACCAUUCCGUCUCUUUAUAAUGCUCAGCCUGUGACUUGCCAUUGCAAAUGUACCCCAAACAGUACUACCUAAACACCAGAGGGAGGCAGCAGCAGGUCUGGGGAACUCCCAAGGUUUGCAGAAUUGCAAAAAAAGGGGGAAAUACUUUUAGGGAGGGUAGGGGGCAAAACAGACCAGUGGAGAAUGCUCAGUGACCAUGGAAUGCUGUCUGACUUGUGGGUGGGAAACCAGGUGUGGGUGGAACAAAUGAAAUGGAGUGGCCAGAAUCUUGAGCAGCAGAACUCUAUAUUGCAAUUUUUUCCUGCAGGGGGCUUGUGUGUAUCUCUCCCUCCCCCCAAAAAAACACCACCCAUGCUUCAUGCAUUGAAGGGAGUUGGACUAGAUGACUCUCGUGGUCCCUGCCUACAAUUCUAUAAUUAUAUGAUCUAUGUCAAACUGGGCUAUGUGUCAUAAUACACAUAAUACCUCAAUUAAAGUGAGAGAGAAAUCUAAAUAAAUAGUGGUGAGUGAAUCAUAGCAUAAACAACAUGUAAGAAAAAUUGAGAAACUACUCUUACUGUGCAAGCCUGUCUGAGCCUUCCGUGUUCAGUGGGGCUUACUCCCAGGAAAGUGGGUGUAGAAUAAAUAGCAAUAUAGCAGAGGUGGAUGAGAGGCUUCAGCAGAAUGUCUCCGGCAUCACAUUUGGCUGCUUUGCCACCAACAGAAGAGUUAAAUGCUGUUUUUAAUUCUGAAUUUAAAAUUGUUGUAAGCUGCCCUGAAACUUUGCUCAUGAAGGGUAGGUAAUAUGUUUAGUCAUAAGAAUAAUAAAGAAUGUUGUUAAUCUGUUGUUAGCCUCCUUAGGGAUCAUUUGACAAAAGUUGGGGUUUAGUUUUAAAAAAUAACAUUGGUAAAUGAAUUUCUGUUUACAGACUGACUUGGAGGAAGAGAGACUAAGGCAGAAGGUUGCAGAAAGGACCACCAGAGAGAAAAUACGCAUCUAUUGCUUGAGAAUAUUCCUAAACUGCGUUGUCCUAGCUGUUUUGUCAGCUUGCUUUUAUUCUAUCUAUAGAGCAACAGUCUACUCACAAGAAAACAUUUCCAAUGUAAGUGGCAUGGCAGAUUUUUAUAAACAAAUCUCUCCAGGCAGGGCAAGCAAUGGGAAUAACUGUCGCCAUUUCCAAGGAGUUGUAAUUUCACUACAAAUAUGGUGCCUCCCUGGAGAAUUUAUCAGAAUGUCCAGUUUAAACUCUGAAAAGCCGUUAUUAGCAGUAGAACAGUUGUGGAGAGGAACGAAGAUGCCAGAAAGGGAGGCUGAUGAGCUUAGGAAUUGUGCACCUUCCCACGCAAGCAAGAGGCAGACACUUUGGGGAACUUAAAAGUACAUUCAUGGGAGUUUUGCAGCUGGUGUCUUGUGUGCAGAUACGGGGAUGCUAUCAGCUAGAGAGAAGUACACAGCAGAGGGAAUAGCUGACAAAACUAAAGAAUCAGGGACCAAGUGUAUUUCCAUCUGCUGGGAAAGAAGCUGUAGUUGCUACUGUAAGAUCAGGUCAGCAGGAAACAGGUCUUGACGAGUUGCAAGUUGAAAGUUUCUGUGCUCUGCCUCCAUGUUUUGAGACAGUAAUACUUCUGAAUACCAGCUGCUGGAAGCCACAGGAGGAGAGAGGGCUCUUGUGCUUGGGUUCUGCUUGCUGGUUUCCCACGGGCAUCUGCUUGGACACAAUGGGUGUGAGAACAGGAUGCUGGACUAGAUUGGCAAUUAGCCCAUCUUAUGUUCUUAUGAGUUCUGCAACUAACCAGAGAAACGACUCCUCCCUUUGCUUUUGCUUUCUUUCUCUCUAUGCAGGACCACAAACAGAGAUUUGACGAUAACCUCAUAGUACAGUACUUACCGUCUAUGGUGAUUACGAUGGCCAACUUUAUUGCCCCAUUAAUUUUUUCAGUUCUCAUCAAAUUUGAAGACUACUCGCCAGCCUUUGAAAUCCGGUUAACGCUGAUGAGGUAAGCACCCGCGCUGCUCGAUUCCGUAAUACAAUAUCGAAAUAGAACCUUUUUCCAACUCUGUGCACCUGCCGCCACCUAUUCUGGUGUUCUUAGGUCUGGUAGCGCCUUGUGGCUGGUUGGGCUUCUCUAAUUGUGUGUUGCCAAAUGGUCACUCUUUGUGCUUCUAGGUUCAUAGCUGCUUCCAAAAUUGAGUUGGGUGACCAAGCGUCAUGCCACACCCUGAUGACAACUUGCAGGAAUAGAAAUAAUAGAGUUAUCUCUGCUGCUCUGGGCAAGUGAGAGAGCAGAACACUUUGGCAUGUUGACUCCUCACUUCUAAGAGAUCAUGGCAGCAGCUUUAAAACCAUGGAUUGGCUGUGGGGAAAGGAAGAGAGGUGGAUCAAGGGCCCAGUAGGCGGGGAGAUUCUACGAGUUUCCAUCAUGGAUUGAAACUGAUGAAAUGGGAGGGAGGGAUCCGUCCCUAAGCAUUCUGUGCAGAAUCACCUUAGCCAGUUGGCUCCCUCUCCUUGACCUUUUGCAUUAGAAUGCCUAAAGCUGCAUAUUUUAACUCAUGGAUAUCUUUUGCUUUUUUGUAAUCAAGCCCCUGGUAUUGCAAAAUCCCCAUAGUAUAAAAAUUGGACAAUUCAUUGGUGUGUUCCUUCCAUUUUGUUUUGAAGGUGUGUCUUUGUGAGGCUGGCCAACAUUGGUGUUCUCUUGUUCUCACUGUGGACUCGAAUCAGGUCCUGUACUAAUGCAAAAUGCAUGGCCUGUGGAUACAACUAUCAGCUCUACCCUGUAAGUAGAUAUACAUGUGAACUAAAAUUGAGAUGUGUGAAACAAGGUCUCCCUUUCCAUUGACUGUCCUUAAACCCCUCUUGGAACCAAAGGAACCCUGGCAGAAACUGCUCACCAAAGUGAAAAUCUUUACAGCUGUACUUGCCCACAUUCGGUUUCCAGUAGCUUUGUGAAUUUUGUUUUAGUGAGAUGACAAUGCAGUGGUGUUUUAUGAUAAUCUUAAAACAUAAUAAUCAGCUGAAUUAAUUUUGAUAAACCCUUUUCUUUUCCUUUCAGUGCUGGGAAUCUCGAGUUGGCCAGGAAAUGUAUAAGCUGAUGAUCUUUGACUUCAUCAUAAUAUUUGCUAUUACAGUCUUUAUUGACUUUCCAAGAAAGUGAGUAUAAACUUCAGUGAAGAGGUAUUUCCUUUCUUUACAGUUGAAACACAAUUUAAGACCAAGACAACAAUGCCCAUUUACACCACAAAGAACUCAUAACCCACCUACUUUCAGCAGCCAGAAACACCAUAACCAGACACUGGAGAGACCUGUCAGGAGUAAGCAUGGACCAAUGGUACCAAAUAGUAUGGGAAACAGCCCUACUAGAAAAAUUAACUAAUAAACUGAAACUGACACAGGGACAAACAGAAGAAGACGCCUUCACCCCGGUAUGGCUCCCCUUUAUCACAUACACAGCCCAACAAGACAAUGACAAUAAUCCACCAACAGCAUACAAAUCAAUAUGUCUAACCUUAUCCAAAACACCCACUCACCUCACUCACACACGAAAACAAAGAUCACUACAGCCAAUCACACCCUAGGCCAACCCCAACCUCUCUCACCACCAAAGGAACACAAGUAACGCUGACACCAAACUCUACAUACAUUAAGCAUAAUAGAAACAUCGCCACCCGACCCCACCCCCAUCCAUCUUCCCUCCCCCUUUCUUUUUCCUUCCUUUCUUUUUUUUUUCCUUCUCCCCCUAAUGCCUCAACAAAUGAAAUGGAUUUGUAAAAAUGUUACAUGGAAAAAAAAACCGAGGCAUUACACUUACUUCUGUAAAACAAGAAAAUCCUUAAUAAAAAUAUUAGGGGGAAAAACAAAAACACAAUUUAAGACCAAAAGUAACCACUUUCAGUUUUGUUUUGUUUUAAAAAAUGCUGUUUCCUGUAAUGUCUAAACUUGGGUAUCUGUUCGUUUGUGAGAAAUGCUGUGCUAGCAAGAAAAGCCAGAAUCAUAACGGUCACUUCAGGUCCUUGCUUGUUGUGAAACCAUUGCUACUUUAAGCAAACCACGGUUGCCUGAGUUUGAACAUCACAGGGAAUUGCAGUUAGUGGAUACCUCUAAUCUCCUGGUGGGCAUGAAAGAAGGGGAGGGGUCUGGGAACCAUAGGCUCCCAAGGCUUUACUGCAUCUCAUUUGUAGAGAAACCAUGGUAUCCUGUUCUGCCUAACUUAGUCCAAAAUACUUAAGCUUCCCCUUGUGAAUCCUUUAUUAAAAGAUGAAGUACAAAAGUAAGAGAUUUUUGAAAAUAUUAAGCGGUAUUUAAGCAAAUAACUGAGCCACAAACCAUAGAUAAACCUUGGUUAGUUUGGAUGGAGCUAAACCAUGAGCCUCAGUUUGGCUGACAUGCUAUGCUAAACCCUGGCUUAGCUCAUCAUGCUGUGUAGCAGCAGGACAACCUAGGAGGAGGAGUAAUGGGACCAUGAACUUCACUCUUGGAACUUGCACGUUCAUGCUAAGUGUGUAUGAACUUGGGACAAUAUUUUUUUGGGGGGGGGGGGGACAGCCUCAAAUCUCAUCAUGGCAAUAAGGGUGCCACGGGUUAGGUUCAAGAGCAAACUCGGAAAUAAUUUUUCAUUUGUUUCCAAUCUGGCAACAUUUGCUCAACCCCACAUUUCUGCACCAUGCACUACCUGGCUAGCUAUGAAUGCAGUUAUGUUUCUGAUAUUUUAUUUCUAUAAAUGAUGAAAAGGUUCAUUUAGUUUUAUUGCUGGACUGUAAAGUAGGGCUUUUUUAUUACUGUUCCUAGGUUGAUGGUUACCUAUUGCUCAUACAAGGCCUUCCGGUGGUGUGGUCUGCAGGAGUUUGCCAUCCCUGACAACGUACUGGAAAUUGUUUACGGGCAAACUAUCUGUUGGAUUGGGACUUUCUAUUGUCCUCUUCUCCCUGCCAUCGCAGCAGUAAAAUAUUUUGUCGUCUUUUACAUUAAAAAGGUACCUGGUCUUUUUAAUGCUGACUGUUGCCUAGGUGUAUCUGUAACUACAGUUUUAAAAAUUUCCACCCUGCACCGGACUUGUAAAGGGAGGAGUUGCAGAACAACAAUUUUUGCUCUUGUGCAAAUUCCUUACUUGUUUCUCUUCAGUCAGGUACAGAGGGGGGUGGAGCCCUUUGCAUGUUAAUUGUAUUACAAUUUGAAUUCUGUGCAGUACAAUAAAAUACAACAGAAGAAAGAAAAGGAAAAUGCAAUUAAAAAGCAUACGGCAUCUAGCGCAGUGCAUUACAAUGACCACAUUGAGGCUGUCAGAAAUUUUAAGUCUGGGGAAAGAUGUCUGGGGACCACAGGAAUAGAGGUUAGAAUAGGAAUCCACAACUGGACGUUGCUGGGUAAAAUCUGGCCCUUCAGGGUUAGGCCUGAGCCUCACUUGCUAGCCCAGAUAGGUGAACCAGCAAGAAGGUGCUGGUUCAAAUGACAUUGGGAGUUACUGACAGGUGAUUGGUGUGUGGGUGUGGCCUUCCUGCUAUGCAAAGCUAGUUCCUCUCCAGGAGCCCAAACUCCUGGCACCUGGGCUGAGCUCUUCUCUUCUCUCCAGAUUAGUCUAAUGCAUACAUGCAAGCCUUCAACGCGGCCCUUCAGAGCGUCCAGCUCCAACUUUUUCUUCCUGGUGGUGCUCUUGAUUGGCCUCAUUCUAGCUUUCAUUCCGUUGGGACUCAGCAUGACGCAGUAAGUAGUCCUUUUAAUACAGCUUUGCCUCUCUGUUACUGUGUAGCUGGGAGGGGAAAUGGGUCUAUCCAAGUCCACUUAUGUGCCAAUGUUCAAAAUCAUAAGUUGUGAUGACAGCUUAUUUCACUGUAGAAAUGGUCAGGGGAAAGUACACGCGAGCUAAAAAGCCUUGGAAAAUAAAAAGGAAUUUUCCUAGUGCUUAACAAACAUUUUUAUAGGUGUCAUAUAAGCCUUUCUGGGGGCAUGGGAGAGUUUCCCAAGCAGAAAGGCUCUCCCCUGUCUCAUUUCAGAGUGUGGGGGCACAUCUGCCUUCUGAAUGGGGGCUCCUGCUAUCAGAGGACACUGGAGUAGGGCUUCAUUAUGAAUCAACCUAGACCCCUCUAUCAUCGUUUCCAUGUGCCCCCCUCUAUGGGAGGUCGGGAGGAUGGCAACACAAGAAUGGGCCUUCUCAGUGGUGGCUCCCUGCUUGUGGAAUGCUCUCCCCAGGGAGGCUCACCUGGUACCAUCAUUAAUUUCCUUAAGUCACCAGGCAAAAGCAUUCCUUUUCUGACAGGCCUUUUGCUUUUAAUUAUUUGUGGCCUUCUUCAGCGGGUGGGAUGUUUUAGUUCUGUCUUUUAAAAAUAUGAUCAAGUUUUAUAUUGUUUUAGUUUCAUGCUGGUUUUAAUGUAUCCGUUACUUCGUCAUUAUUGUAAGACAUUUUGAGUUACUUUUGCAUUAAAAAAUGACUAAUAAGCUUAGUUAAUAGUAAUUUUCUUGCCCAUGCUUCCUUCCUUCCCCGCUUAAACAGCAUUCCCUCCUCAAAAGCGUGUGGGCCUUUUGUGAAUGUUAACCGUUCGUGGGAUGUCAUAGAACAUACGGCGCAUCAUUUUCCACCAGUAUUGCAGAAGGUUCUGAAUGGCAUUGUAUCGGAAGCAUUUGCAGUGCCUUUCUUUAUGGUUGUCUGGUAAGCACUGGCCAGGCUGGCCUUGAUCUCUUCCAUGUUGUUCUUCAGUGUUGUCUGGGGUCAAUAGAAAAAUGUUCCCAGUACACAGCUAUUGGAUCAUGUUCCAAUGUAAAUGUACCAGAUUAUUUUUGCGGGGGGGGCGGGGCGGGGAUGCUGAGCACUGCUAUGCAGAAGCAACCAUUGGCUAUUUAGUUGAAACAGUUCAUACUGCUGGUGUUUCUGUAAGUAUGAUAUCCAUAUGAUAUUGUAAAAAUAGAAAAAGAUCUACUGUAUCUUAAUAAUGUGUCCAACUGCCACCCUUUCCCCCUCUAACUGACAAUCGCUUAGCACUAUAUAGAGCAGUGUUUUUGUAGCUGGUAUUCUUACAUUGUGCAUGAUACCACAGUUGUGUGCUGGAAACACUAUUUUAUUAAUGUCACUGCUGUUCCAUUGUUUAUUUAAAGGAUUUUUGCCCUGCUCUUCAGCGGCAAAGGCUCCGAGAGCAGCUUAUAGUUCAAUAAUAAAAAAAAGGCCAUUCCCCUUCUCAAGCUUAGAAUACUGGUCACUUGUUUAGCUUCAGUUGCUGAGGUCACCAUUGGCAGGCAUCUGCUGUGGAGAAAGCAGCGUGGACAGUGUUGCAGCCUUUGCUAGGGUUGAGUGUCCCAUGUACGUUUGAAGCUGCCCUGUACUGGGAGGCCACCGGGCUGACUGGCCCUGUACUGGGAAGGACUAGCUUGGGCAAAAGACUCCUUAGGUUAGGGUUUUCUAAGCAGGGACUAGAUAAGGAUGCAGUAGCCAUGGAUUCCCUACAUUGGUUGGGAGUUGGACUAAAAGACCCUUUGAGAUCCUUUCCAACUCUGAUUCUGUUGUUGAGUUUGAUUGACAUCAGACCUCCAAGGCCUCCAGCACUGGUCCCCUUUCCCACCCCUGCUGCCUUUUAGAUCCUUACAUGCAGCCCCAAUUAUAGCAGUCUUUUGACACAGCAAUGCCUCUCUUCUUGUGGAUUUCAUUGUUCAAAUACUAAGAAGAAUGUAGUUGAUGUAGCGCUCACGCCUUGGAUGCAGAUGGUCCCAGGUUCAGUCCUUGGUAUCUCCAGUUCAAAAGGUUGGGUGGCAGCUGACAGGAAAGACCCCCUGCAUGAAGGCCUGGAGAGCAGCUGCCAAGUCAAAGACGACAACACUGAGUUAGAUGGGCAAAGAGCUUGAGCUCGUAUAGGGCAGCUUCCUGUAUAAAUGCAGAAAAAGGUCAUUGGUUAGUUAAUAUGUUUAUGGCCCUAAACAUCCAUGAUAAACAUUAAAUUGCUAUUGGAGACAGAUUACUGGGCUUGAGGAACUCUUCAUCUGUCUUGUUGAAGUUGUUCCUGCAUUUGGUAGCUUGGGAAUCCUUACUAUUAUAUCAUAUGUAUCUCAAUCUUCUGGAUGCUGUUUUACAAAACUUGGGCCUGCAUCAGUAUUAAACUGUCCUGAUGUUUGUGUUUCUCCCUUGUUUUACAGCCUUAUUAUGUUUUAUUUCAUUGCCUUGGCUGGAGCACAUAAACGAGUUGUCAAUCAACUCAGGGAACAAUUAGUUAUGGUAAGUUUAAAUCAGUGCUUCAUCUCCCCUCCCCAAAUACUGCAUGCACAAGUUGUCCUGACAGUCCAAUGUAUGAUGAGAGCCAUCUUUUUGUUUUAACCUGCUAAAUAUUUGUUGUGGGAUCAUAGGACAUGAUGUCAAAUUAAUACCUUGGACAGAUUACUCACAUGGGAUGUCAACCAAGGCCGUCGCUUUGUGUAAUUAACUCCUAGGCCCCACUGUCAUUCAGUGAACUCUGCAAGAGUUUGGCAGGGUUGCUUUUCCCCCCUGUGUGUUUUACAUAUUUUGCCUCUUUAAAAUGGUGCACUGUGUUUUUGUUUUAGCUUCAAUCUUGAUGGCUAGAAAUACGUUUCUGGGCUUCAGAGAGUGCUACAAGCUGCAACCCAUGGAGUCCAAGGCUUACACCAGCCUUUGCCAACCUGGUGCCCUCCAGAUGUUGGACUACAACUCCCAUUAGCUGUCCUGGUGAGGGCUGAUAGGAGCUGUAGUCCCAGCAUUUGGAGGGCACUAGGCUGGAUUAGCCUGUGGCAUUAUUAUGGAGCAAGUAUCUGAACACAGUCUUCUCUGGGCUUCAGUAAGGCAGGAAAUCAUAAUGAAUGGAGUAGAAACUGAAGUCUGGCCACACUCUAAGGAGUAACAGGCUGAAGAGUGGCAGCAGGAAUUUUGAGGGAAGUGGAAGGUUGUCCUUGACCAACUGACCUCCGGGAAGAUGUCACCCAAAGUUUCUGCCAGUUUGCAUGUUGCAGAGUAAAGAGCUGCAGUACACAGUUUUUAAAAAAAUGAAAAUAUAUACAUGCAUUUCUUUAUUCAGAGCCAACUGCUGUUCAGUCACUGUGCUUUUGCUUAGGUUAAGGGUAGGGAUGUUCUUGGAUGCCAGCUCCCAUUGGCCCCAGCCAGCAUGAUCAAUGGCAUAGGUAGGCAAACUAAGGCCCGGGGGCCGGAUCCGGCCCAAUUGCCUUCUAAAUCCGGCCCACAGACGGUCCAGGAAUCAGCGUGUUUUUACAUGAGUAGAAUGUGUCCUUUUAUUUAAAAUGCAUCUCUGGGUUAUUUGUGGGGCCUGCCUGGUGUUUUUACAUGAACAGAAUGUGUCCUUUUAUUUAAAAUGCAUCUCUGGGUUAUUUGUGGGGCUUGGGAAUUCGUUCAUUCCCCCCCCCCCAAAAAAAAAUAGUCCGGCUCCCCACAAGGUCUGAGGGACAGUGGAUUAGCCCCCUGCUGAAAAAGUUUGCUGACCCCUGAUCAGUGGUCAGGGAUGAUGAGUUCAGUAAUAUCUGGAGAGGCCAUAGGCUCCCCACUCUAGUUUAGAUCUUGCUUGGUAGAGGAAUUGCACUUUAUAUUGAAGAACUUUAAAUACUCUGUUUAUUGUAUUCCCCACCCCACCACCCAAUUACUGCCUUAGGAGAGUCGUGACAAGCUCUUCCUGAUCAGGAAGCUAACUGAAGCUCAGAGACUUAGCUGAGGUGCUUUUUCAUGCCACUGCCUUUGGAGUCGUUUUUUUGGAGCUACUGUUUAGGGGAUGCUAAAAAGAGAAGAAAUCUAGUGCCUUGAGCCAAGUGACUUGGAACUUCAUCCUUGGACCAGUUUAACUUGCAGUAGAUGUGGGCCUCCUGCAGCUGUUCCAAUAUCUGUGUCCGGAUACGGGGCUGGUGUGCAUAAGUGAGUUGUUGAUCAACUCAGGGAGCCAUUUAUCAUGUUGACCUGUUAGGCUUUUCAUUGAGCAUGCACCCCGUUUAUACAGGAUUUCUGUAUUUCUGUUUGUGCAGAAUUGACUCUUAAAAAUCGUGCUCAGAAUCUCUACCAUUGUAGAGGUCUUUGUGAGGUUGUAUCUUUAUUUUCAAUGUUUACACUUUAAGCCUCUGUUUUUCCUGCGUGUUUUAAAACUGUUGUGAACUGCCUUCCCUGUCCUGACCAGGAAGCUCUUUGUAAAGGGUUCUCAGUGUUGUUUUCAAUGCCAUUCCUUUUUUUAUUAAAAAAAAUAAUCAACUUUUAUUUAUCAGUUUUACUUAAUAACAUGUAAGUACAUCAUUCCUGAUGGUAACUGCCUGGGUCUGUGCUGGUUCAGUCAUAUAGCAGAGUGUAUGCAGAGAAAUGUAGUCCUUCUAAUCUUCUUUGAUGGAGAGGCUUGGUUGAUUACCUGUCCAGAACUUGGUAUGUGCUUGAGGAAGGGAAGAUACAUUACCUGUCUUCAAGUACAACCCCCCCCCCAAAAAAAAAUGUUAGGGCGAUUAUCUCUGCUGCCCCAAAUCUUCCUGAAGACUUGGCUGGGUAUAAACUAGGCAUGUAUUGUGCUUCAACCCAGAAUCUGACUUCUGUUGAUUUACUCUGCCAGAUGGUUGGAUUUUGCAUACUAGAUAAGAACGGCUUUGUGCUGAAGCCUAUAUACAUGCCCCAACUAUAUACUUUCUUUCGUUUUAAUUGCUGCUUUAGGAGAGCUGUGACAAACUCUUCCUAAUCAAAAAGCCAAUGGAACCUCAGAGGCAUAGCUGUGAAGCUCUGCCCAUAGGUGCCCAUGGUUCAUGCGGUCCAUGGCCAUCUAUAGAAACCACUUAAAUCCAGGGUUGGAAAGUUGUGGUCCUCCAGAUGUUGUUAAGACUACAGCUCCCAACAUCCCUGGCUGUUGGUCUUGCUGCGUGGGGCUGAUGGGAAUUGGAGUCCAACAUCUGGAAGGCCACAGGUUCCUUACUCCUUCUGUAUUCACUGGGUAUAAAUAUAAGCGGCAGGGGACAGGAAAAUGCUGAUAGCAUUAUGCUUCAAAACGAACGUGUAGAUGCUCAAGUCAUUAAGUUGAAACAAAAAGAUUUUUUUGGAAUGAGAUGGGGGUGGAAGAAAGGAUAUAUUGAGGUAGGUUUGCAACUAUAUAGUUACUCAGAAUCCUCAGAAACCUUGGUUUUUCAAAUUGUAGAAGGGUCAGACUAUCAGGUAACAGCCAGAUCCUUGGCUGGAGUUAAUUGCUGUGUUGAAAUAGAAGCCAAGGGUUUGCUCAUCUUUGGCCCUUAUUAAGUAGCCAUGUUUUCUCACUCUAUUUCCAUUUUGGAUAAGCAUUAAUUGUUGCAUUAAAUGGCACACUUCAGAGGUACUUAAAAACAAACAAAGAAAUAUUAUAAAAAUGUUAAUGUAUAUAUUAAUUAAUGCUAAUAAAUAUAUUGCAGCUGCUU